AUGGCCGCAACGACAACCACCUCGACCCUGGCAGGGAUUGAAAAGAAAAAAGAAGAAAUCACCCUGCAGACCAUCAAAAACGCCAUCCCCAAGCACUGCUUCGAGCGCUCCCUCCUCACCUCCUCCCUCUACCUGGUCCGCGACCUCAUCUACGCCAGCACCCUCUUCUACCUCGGCCUGCAGAUCGACUCGUUCCUCUCGUCAACGCCCCUCCGCAUAAUAGCCUGGCUCGCCUACGGCUUCCUGCAAGGCUGCGUCGGCACCGGCAUCUGGAUCCUCGCGCACGAAUGCGGCCACGGCUCGUUCUCGCCGUACCAGACAUGGAACGACGUCGUCGGCUGGGCCUGCCACUCGCUCCUGAUGGUCCCCUACUUCAGCUGGAAGAUCACGCACGCGCGUCACCACCGGUACACGAACAACACGGACCGGGACACCGCGUUCGUGCCCUGGAUGGAAAACGAGUAUGAGCACCGCCCGCGCUAUCUCCCCGCCUGGAUCGAGGUCUUCGAGGACACGCCCAUCUACAACCUCGUCAGUCUGCUCGCGCACCAGCUCGCGGGCUGGCAGACGUAUCUCUGCUUCUACGUUAGUGCCGGCGCGAAGAGUAAGCCCGUGCCGCAGGGGAAGCAGAGCGGGUGGUUUGGCGGCCAGCAGAGCGCGAGCCACUUUGACCCGGGCAGCUCGCUGUGGACGGAGAACCAGCGGCACCUGAUUGCGAUUUCGGAUUUGGGGCUGCUGAUUGUUGCGGCGGCGAACUGGUAUCUUGCGCAGAAGGUUGGCGUGCUGAAGAUGGUGCUGCUUUAUGUUGUGCCGUAUUUCUGGGUGCAUCACUGGCUUGUCGCAAUCACCUACCUCCACCACACGCACCCCUCAAUCCCGCACUACACCGAUUCCACCUGGACGUUCACCAAGGGCGCGCUGUCGACUGUUGACCGCGACUUCGGGUUCAUUGGGCGCCACUUCUUCCACCACAUUAUCGACCACCACGUUGUUCACCAUCUGUUCAGCCGGAUUCCGUUCUACCAUGCCGAGGAGGCGACGGAUGCUAUCAUCCCUGUUCUCGGCGAUAUGUAUCACCGCGAGGAGACGGGCUUUAUGCGGAGCUUGUUUGAGACGUACAAGAACUGCCAGUUUGUUGGUGUUGAGAAAGAGGUUGGCAAAGAGGGCGUUUUGCAUUGGGUUUUUGAGGACAAGAAGGGUGAGAAGGCUCAGUAA
Aspergillus mulundensis is the source of this 1215-nucleotide messenger RNA. Its product is annotated as oleate delta-12 desaturase. Gene Ontology annotation, molecular function: oxidoreductase activity. The record is from RefSeq and is a predicted model, not a curated record. Gene Ontology annotation, biological process: lipid metabolic process. Bases 1 to 1215 code for a protein of 404 amino acids. Lineage: Eukaryota; Fungi; Ascomycota; Eurotiomycetes; Eurotiales; Aspergillaceae. The transcript is spliced from 3 exons.